Manduca sexta (tobacco hornworm) is the source of this 1571-nucleotide messenger RNA. RefSeq names its product general odorant-binding protein lush. The transcript has 9 exons. Bases 60 to 488 code for a protein of 142 amino acids. Lineage: Eukaryota; Metazoa; Arthropoda; Insecta; Lepidoptera; Sphingidae. The record is from RefSeq and is a predicted model, not a curated record. Gene Ontology annotation, cellular component: extracellular region. Gene Ontology annotation, biological process: sensory perception of smell; olfactory behavior. Gene Ontology annotation, molecular function: dibutyl phthalate binding; odorant binding.
UAUAAGGUUUUUUUUUGCAACAUUAGUUUAUUAUUAACGUAAUUCCGUGUGCGCAAAUAAUGUUUCGUUAUAUUUUUUGUGCAAUUUGUCUUAUUUUAAUUCUCUUUGAUGCUAGUUAUGCGAUGUCCAGACAACAACUCAAAAAUUCUGGAAAAAUGAUGAAGAAAUCUUGCAUACCCAAAAAUGAUGUGACUGAAGAUGAAGUUGGCCAAAUCGAACAAGGGAAAUUUAUUGAGGAUCGAAGAGUUAUGUGUUAUAUUGCCUGCAUUUAUACCAUGACGCAAGUUGUAAAAAAUAAUAAACUAAGUUAUGACGCAAUUGUAAAGCAAGUAGACAUGAUGUUCCCGCCAGAAAUGAGGACCGCUGUGAAGACGGCAGCGGAAAAUUGUAAGGAUAUUGCUAAAAAAUACAAAGAUAUAUGCGAGGCUUCGUACUGGACAGCUAAAUGCAUGUACGAUUUUGAUUCAAAGAACUUUGUUUUUCCCUAAAUAUCAAGUAUGAAAUUUAUAAUAAAAAAUAUUUAGAAAUAAACAGUAUUGGGUAAAGUUUGUUUUGUUUUACUGCAUGAAUGUUCAGGAUAUACACAAUGAAGAUAAUAUGUUCAUGAUCUCAAAACCUUGGCUGAAUGCUGGCUUAAGAUCGUUGAGCUAAUGCCGUUAAUUUGCAUAUCAAAUAUAUUGUAGAAACUUCGCUGAAGAUAUAGUUAAAACCAUAAAUACUUUUAAUUGCAUUUAUCUGAACUUCUGUUAUGUAAUUUAACUAAGUAUGCAUAAAGUGGUAAAUUAGUGUUUACUCACCUUAAAUGACACAAAUUACUCUAUUACUAAACGUAUAAUUUUUGGUGAACCAUUAUGAAACUAAAUUGUAGAGUCUUAAACGUUAACUAUCGUCUAUUGUGUUAUAAUUGCCUUUAUAUUUUCGGCAUUUUAAGGUAUAAAAGUACUGAUAUUUCGUUUUUCAGUUUGCUAUUUGACCGUUAUAUGUGUUCGUUCAAAACCUAUUUCACUGUACUAAAAUUUAAGCAAAGAAAUAUGCGAGCAGUGUUAAUAUUACUAAUAUUUGCAUUUCUCGAUAAUUCCAAUGCGAUGACACGGGCUCAAGUAAAAAAGACAAUGACUGUGAUGAAAAACCAAUGUAUGCCUAAAACAGGAGUGACUGAAGAUAAAGUAGGAAAAAUAGAACAAGGAGUGUUUAUAGCUGAACACAACGUAAUGUGCUAUAUUGCAUGUGUUUAUAAGACCAUACAAGUGAUGAAGAAUGACCGACUAGAUAAAGACUUAAUUUGGAAACAAGUGGAUAUAUUAUACCCACCAGAAAUGAGGGGGCCGACCAAAAAGGCGAUUUCUCAGUGCCUACCGCUCCAGGACCAGUACAGUGAUACCUGUGAAGGAGUGUUUCACUCUACAAAAUGUUUGUACGAAACUGACCCGGCAAACUUUAUUUUUCCAUGAGUACUCACCAGCUUGCUAUAGAGGCUACAGAUGGCAUAUUCAGCACUGAGAUUCAACAUUCAAACGUAUUUUUUAAGCAAAUGUAGCAUAAUUAUAAAAAAUAAAUAGUAAAUACCAUAA